This is a messenger RNA of Aspergillus pseudonomiae, 2352 nucleotides long. RefSeq lists its product as uncharacterized. The record is from RefSeq and is a predicted model, not a curated record. The transcript is spliced from 8 exons. The coding region runs from base 1 to 2352 and encodes 783 amino acids. Lineage: Eukaryota; Fungi; Ascomycota; Eurotiomycetes; Eurotiales; Aspergillaceae.
AUGGCUAUCCUCUCCAAGAAGCCCACCGCCAACGAACUCACCCCGGAGGAGGAGGAGCAGGCCCUACAGAAAAUUCACGAAAACAAAAUCCGCAAAGCUUCCACUAAGGAGUACAUCGAGGAUGUCAAGAACUCCCUGCUUUUCCAACCAGGCUUCAACUGGAGUGACCUACUCUCGGCUGCCCCUAUCUCAGUGUCGCUGCUUGGGUCGCUGUUUGUCGCAUCCACCAUCCCUGAUGCCACGGAUAUCACCAUCAUCGCGCCCAAGGGUGGCUUCAAGUACUUGGCAAACUUUGACUCCGACGUCUCCCUGAAUGCGUGCCUUGUGCAAUGCUCGGACACUGGAGCAAAGGCGUUUAGCACCGCGUCCAACUCGUUUGACGCCAUCGUCCUCAAUACCGGCCCUAUCAAACAGACGGUCAACGAAAUCAUUGCUGCGAUGGGAGAUGCAAACUUGGUCGAGAGUCAGCUAAUGCCCGCCAUGAAAACCCUCACCGAGGUUGCGAAAGCCUCCGAGGACAGGGCCAGAGAGAUGGAGCAAGCGUUCCAGAUGUGGCUUGAUGUGGUCUGCGAGCUGCACGCCUGCGUGGUGCAAACCUCCACUAACGCGUCCGAGAAGCGCACAGCGAAUCAGGUCCAGCUGGCUGCCGCGCAGAUGCGUCUGGCCAGCACCAAGGAAGCCAGGAAGGUGGCCAAAAAGAGCUUGGACACCCUCCAGAACAGCCUCCAAAUGGCCACCAGCGCGUACAAGAAGGCGGCUGAUGAGUUUCCCUCAGGUUGGGAUCUCGUCGCGCAGCAGCUGGUCAGCGACCUAGGAGACUCACUGACCAACGCCAUUAACCUGGCUGUGCCUGCUCUCAUCGAGAACUAUAGUAUGACGGAAAAGAUGAAAGCAGGUGUUAACAUCUUCGAGGGCAACAACGGCGGCGCCAAGGGUGGCUCAGUAGGUGACGGCAAGGUAGACAAUUCCAACGUGCCCGAAGCCACUCGUGUGCCUUCGCCGACGCCACGCGCCACGUUGCCGUAUCCAAAUGACCCAGCGUACGGCAUCAUCGGGCCCAUUCGCAACUAUGUAACGACAGUCUCGUCCUUUGUCUCUGGUGGACCGGACCGUGGCGUCGACUGGGAGCUACUCAAAGACAAAGAUCCAAACAAACAGAACAACGGGUUGGGAGUGCUAGCAGCACUGCUACAGGAUGCACAGGACAAUUUCAAACCGUCGUCAAAUCCGCCCUCGACGGAUCUCACCGAUGUUUUUAACAAAACAAAGAUUGUUACGGAUGGCCUUCAAGAAGCUAUCAAACAGAAUGAAACCCUCAAUGGGUCAGCUCUGCCUGGUCCGGACUCAAAGGAUGUCAAGCAGUGGCAGCUGGACAUGCAAAUUAGCAGUGCCAAGGCAGUGCAACUCGACACUGACUCAAAGAACCUCGCGACCGCAUCUUCGCCCCCUUCCGUCAAAGAAACUAAGGCGACCAGCACUCCCACGGACAAAAAGGGUGCCCUUCGUCAACAAAUCAUCGACGCGGCCACGACAAAGCUGCAGAUGACUUCACAGGUUAUGGAGACUACUACUGUGCAGUAUCAGAAAGCCAGCGCGAAUCUAGUGGAAGUGCAGCAGAAAAUCGGCGAGAUCCAGGGCGAGCUCGCCAGCCUCAAGGCCACCAAUAUCAAUCUGGACAAAAUAAAAGCCAUCCUGGUCAAGUCGAUUGAGAUUCUCGUGCAACUUAAGUCUCAGAUCAACCGCCUUGUCGCCUUCUUCGCGGCCGUCAGCACUCUCGUCGACCACGCCGUGAAUAACCAGGUCUCCCCCUUUCUGGACUAUCUCAAGGCCUCCACAAGUGUUGGGGGGCCCUCCCUCCUAAACUUUUCUUUCACUGAGUUUCAGCAGCAAAUGAUCUUCGGCUACGCCCUCAGUAUCAGGUCCUUCUUUGACCUGUUCCGGGACAUCGGGCAGAUGUACCUCCAGGUGCACAAUGGGUUCAUCAGGCAGGGGCUUGAGAUGGUUAAUAACUUGCAGACGGAGUAUAAUAGCGCCGGCGAUUCAAAGCAGAAGCAGAGGAUCUUGGAUCAGAGAAACAAAGAAGUCAGUGACUUCAGCAGCAGCUCCAUCGAAGGAGUCAAACAGCUUGUUCAGUCGCGUCAACAAGAUAUUACUGAUAAUCUUGCGUCUAACGCCGCAGAUGCGGCCAACUCAUUGGACUUUGUGCCCGUCACGCCCACACAGCCAGUGACAAAGGCCAUCACGGACUCUACUGAUGCCUCUCGGGAGGCGGCCGAGAAGGGAAUCGCCCAGUCGAACAAGUACAUCCCUCGCCCGCUCAACGACACUUCGUCUUUGGUUGAUGACUCGUAA